This is a messenger RNA of Dermacentor silvarum, 2929 nucleotides long. Its product is annotated as zinc finger protein 260-like. The coding region runs from base 120 to 2558 and encodes 812 amino acids. The record is from RefSeq and is a predicted model, not a curated record. The transcript has 5 exons. Lineage: Eukaryota; Metazoa; Arthropoda; Arachnida; Ixodida; Ixodidae.
UUGAAGUUGGGCGAGGGAGACAAUUAGGCCUUUUUCUUUCGCUUCUCCAGCAAGUUUCGGUGCGUCGGCAAGUUGUUAACCACGGCGAGAAGUCCAGGGAUUCGUUAUGAAUCCAGAAGAUGGUUACGAACUCGAUGAGUCUUGCUUUGAGGGUGCCGGCGCAGCGUCUGGUAGAAGGCUCGUCCAUCGCAGGCCUGUCACUGAACGGCGGCUCCGGGGUGCCCGUGACCAGCAGCGUCGGCACGGUGGGGACUGCUGAGGCCGCGGCCGUGGAGCACCAGGCAGCGGACACGUCGACACCCGGCAUGGCGGAAGGUGGAGAGGAGAAGCCACGCUGCCCGCUGUGCCCGUUUGCCACGGACAACAUGGACGAGAUGAACAAGCACGUGGCCCUGCACCAAGUGGCAGCUGUGCAGCAGCAGCAGCAGCAACAACAGCAGCAGCAACAGCAGCAGGCGGCAGCGGCAGCCGCGGCGGCAGCAGCGGUGGCGGCGGCGUGCGGCAUGUGCCCAGAUGGCAAGGAAACGGCGGUGACCCUGUACGGGUGCGGGGUGUGCGCCAAGGCUUUUGCCCUGAAGGAGGAGCUGGACGAGCACAUGCAGAGCCACGCCAGCCGGCUGUUCAGCUGUGCAGUGUGUGGGGCGAUAUUCGUGGAUAAGGAGCACUUGGAAGGGCACAUGCGCACGCACGCCCCACCGGAGGUGUUUAGCUAUGGCGGGCCGGGUAAGCCCCCCCUUUGCUCGUCGUCCUCUUGCCCGACCGCCGAGGGGCCUCGGGGCAAGAAGCGGCCCUUUGUGUGCCCCACGUGCGGCAAGGCAUUCCGCCGCAAAGAGCACGUAGAGAGGCACUUGAAGAUGCACACGGGGGAGCGUAACUUCGGCUGCGCCACGUGCGGCAAGUCGUUUAGUCAGAAGGUACACUUAGAGAAUCACGUGCGGAUACACACCGGCGAGCGGCCCUUCAGCUGCCACGUGUGCGGCAAGGCCUUCCGGCGCAAGGAACACAUCGGCCGCCACAUGAAGACACACACAGGUGAACGGCCCUUCUGCUGCUCUGUCUGCGCCAAGCCCUUUGGCCAGCGGGCCCACUUGCUCAACCACCUGACCAUACAUUCUGGAGAGCGCCCCUUUAGCUGCGCCACGUGCCAGCGCACCUUCCGCCUGAGGGAGCACGCGGAGCGCCACGCGCGCACCCACGCCCCGCCCACAGAGGGACCCAAGGAGUCCAAGGCCCUGGUGCGGCUCCACAAGGGACCCAUUGCCACCACGACAGCCACGGCCACCAUGGUGGACCCGUCUGCAGCCACCACGCACCGCUGCCCCCUCUGCCCCUUCGCAACAACCUCAGUGAAUGACUUCUGCAAGCAUGUGGUGCUGCAUGCUGAGGGCCGCUCUAAUUGCACUGUCUGUGACAAGAAAGAGGUGGUCGAGCCCCUUGAGGCCCCUAAGCCAGGACCUGGGGUGGUUACUGUGGCGACCGUGGCCCCACCUUCACCCCAACGCUGUGGCGUGUGUGGUGAGACAUUUGGAGACGUCACUGCACUGCAGUGCCACAUUCGCAGCUGCCACACGGAGCCCGCUGGUGCCACCCAGCUGCUUUGGAGCUGCUCCUUCUGUGGUCUCGUGUUUAGCCAGAAGGCCCAGCUGGACACACACAUGGCUGGCCACAUGGCUGUGAGCGAUCGUACCCCGUGGACCGCGACAGCACGCACUGUAGAGCCACUAGCCAAGCCGAAGGAACGGCCCUACACGUGCCCGACGUGCGCAAAGACCUUCUGCCAGAAGGCCCACCUGGAGAACCACUUGCGCAUCCACACGGGUGAACGCCCCUUCAGCUGCACCGUGUGCGGCAAGGCAUUCCGGCGCAAAGAGCACAUUGGACGCCACAUGCGCAUCCACACAGGGGAGCGGCCCUUCUGCUGCCCGCAUUGCGGCAAGCGCUUCAGCCAGAAGGUGCACCUGGAGAGCCACGUGCGCAUCCACACUGGGGAGCGGCCUUUCAGCUGCUCGGCCUGUGGCAAGACCUUCACUCGCAAGGAGCACAUUGAGCGGCACAUCAAGACACACACUGGUGAGCGCAUGUUUGUCUGCUCGUCGUGUGGCAAGUCCUUCAACCAGAAGGCCCACCUGGAGAGCCACAUGCGGACACACACAGGCGAGCGCCCCUUCAACUGCUCGCCGUGCGGCAAAACGUUCCGCCAGAAGGUGCAGCUGGAGCGCCACAGCCGUACCCAUGCUCCGCAGCUUCUGCAGAUGCCUCCUCAGCAGCAAGCACCUCAGCAACAGCAGCAGCAGCAGCCCGGCUGCUCCGAGGAGCAGCAACAGCAGCAGAGAGUGCCCCUGUGCAUACCGGGCUGUCCGACAUGUGGCAAGGCCUUCUGUUGCCACCUUGAGCCUGGGCUCAACAUUCGCAACCUUCUGGGUGAAGCCGCAGCUCAGCAGCAGCAGCAACAGCAGCAGCAACAGCAGCAACAACAACAACAACAGCAGCAACAGCAGCAGCAGUGUGCCGUGCAGGACCCAGUGGCCAAGGCAACUGCAGCUGCAGGGCCUCUGUAGCCUCGCCUUGAGAUCCUUAUUUUGACUGUUACAGACUUGAGUGACUCCGGUGGCGGGUGUUUGUCCUUGUUCCCCCUUUCUAAAGUGCGCGCGCGUUGUGAGCGCGUAAACCGUGGCUUUGAUGAUGAAAAAGAAAAAAAAAAGAAACCUUUUUGCUGUUAUAUGCCUUCAGUGUAAGUUAACAUUCUCCAUUGCCCAUUUUUAGCCUGUUUGACCACAAUAAAGGAGCUUUGACACACGCCUGCUAGCUCGGAUUGCAGUAACCGCGAGGUGUGCAGGAUGUGAUCACGAUUGUUCAAUGAAUAGGCUGUAUACGCAAUUUUUGCGGGAAUGUUUGCAACGUUGGAGGAAAUAGAGAAUGAUGCCAAUAA